AUGAAUUCUGAAAAUCUGGAUGAUGUGGAUGAUACAGCUAAGAAACAACAGAUAGUUUGGAAACCUAAUGUAAGAACAGCCCAAUUCACAUUGAAUAACAUCAGAGAAGCUGCAGCAUGUGACCACGAGAGAUCACAAUACAUUUCACUAAUCAGACUACAAGUUGAGGAGUUGAUAACAUCCACAGUUAAUAAGUACUACCCUAGAGCUAGGAGAAGUACUCAUCAGAGUGAAAUUAAAGUCAAUCCAGUAGAAUUAUAUGCAUCAGUCAUAUCUACCUUGGAACUCUGA
Acaulospora morrowiae is the source of this 291-nucleotide messenger RNA. NCBI's taxonomy places the organism in Eukaryota, Fungi, Glomeromycota, Glomeromycetes, Diversisporales, Acaulosporaceae. The record is from the annotation of a GenBank genome assembly.